AUGUCGCACAGGGUCAAGGAUAUUAAUUAUGUUGAGUCUCAACUGGAUGAAAAGCGCCACCGCAAACACCGGUCCAGACUCACACCCGACAACGUGCUGAUGACGAUCUUUAUGGUGUUGCUACUGACUUUGGUGGUGGUGGUGGUUCGCCAGAAAAACUAUUUCCAGAAUUUGGACUCGGUGGCGGUUACGUCUGAGAAUUUGGUGCAGCCGGACGAUACUUUGUUCACCAAACCUAACCCAAACCCACUCUCAUCAGACCCCGAUGAGAGACUAGCCGCCGAUGUUCAGCGGGUGCACGAAGUUCAGGCCGAGGACGAGACUUCUCUGACCUCUAAGAACUCCGAAUUUGAUGCCGCGAAAGAAUUUAAAGCGAUUGUUGCCCUCAGCCCCGUGAUAAUGUUCACGUGGGACGAUCCAGCAACCAUGGCACCCACUUCUCUCGAGCAAACCGAGUCUACUGAGCCGGAUUCGGCUCUGUCGUUGCGCUUCAAGUCGAUAGUAUCGUCAUACUCGAUUGUUCCACCUCCAACGCAGGUCUCGCUCUCAAGACACCCUCACGCGCGCGAGCUGGGUGAAUACAUCAACUCGGUCGGCAACGGACUGGGUCUGAAACAUGUUCUACCGGGUCUCGUGAUUGCAGGAAGGCCGUGCGCUGGUGCUGUUGCUGUUGAGAGACUUCACACGAGCGGAAAGCUCUUUGACUACAUCAAAUCGUGGGGAUCAGGAGUGGUGACGAUCGAGAGGUGA
Molecule: messenger RNA, 750 nt
Organism: Kuraishia capsulata CBS 1993
Lineage: Eukaryota; Fungi; Ascomycota; Pichiomycetes; Pichiales; Pichiaceae
Exons: 1
Coding region: 1-750 (249 amino acids)
Source: RefSeq, a predicted model, not a curated record